AUGGACUCGCAGUGGCAGCCCUAUCAGGAUCCCUUAAUGGGCCGUCCCGCGCAGUUCAAUAACGGGCAACCGCUUGCUGCGAAGUACGCUGGUCAGCCACAACAAGCACAACAGGCUCCUGUUGGCUAUACCUAUGAGGCUUUCCAAACACCCGCCCUGGCGGCCAAGCCUCCAACCAUGACCGCCAACUCGAAAUCGGUUCCUAUGGCAUCUUCUCCGGCCGCGACGCCACGUAGUCGCGAUUAUGUCACCGAUGCCGACACCACCAUGGAGGACGCGGACCCGUAUAAUCGAGCGAAAUACUCUGCGGCCAGGCCAAGUCAUCAUAGCCGACCGUCUUCCCAGUACUUCCCUCAUGAAGAGUCUUCGGCCGCUCGCAGGUACUCCCCGAUGAACGUCCUGUCACCCACGAUGCCGUAUAAUACGAGCCCUGGGAAGGGUCCCGCUACCUACGUCCACCCUCCCGCUGCCAACCAGACUCGUCGCUCGCCGACGAGAAUGCCGAAUUACUCUUCGCCGCCUCAAUCAUACCAGUCGCCUCCCUCGACUGGAUCGCGACCCCCUAGGCUCCCUCCUUUGCAGGCUACCGACCUGGGCCUCGAUCAAUAUUACCCUCCCUCGGCAGGAUCUCAGCUCGGUGCGGCCUUUGGGCAGGAUGGAAGGUCUCCACACCCCACAUUCAUAUCUGGCCCAAACCAGCAACCAGGCCGCGGACCGGUGCCCAAGUUCCAGAAAAUCAAGUCGGUCCAGGAGCUUCAGCCACGCAUCAAUGUGCAGCCCCCAUACAGAAGAGCUAAUCCCGAAGGCGGCUUCAUUAGUCCCCUUCAAGCUCUGACGAUGCAUCUGCCCUCCACUUAUCGGAUAUGCAACCCGGGCUUCAAUUACGAAUCAUCGAGGAACCCGAGACGAGUACUCACCAAACCCAGCAAGGGUGUCAAGAAUGAUGGAUACGAUAACGAAGAUAGUGACUACAUCCUAUAUGUGAAUGAUAUCCUGGGAAGCGAGGAAGCCGGUCACAAAAACCGCUAUCUUAUUCUUGAUGUGCUUGGCCAAGGUACUUUCGGACAAGUCGUCAAAUGCCAGAAUCUGAAAACCCAGGAAGUCGUGGCUGUCAAGGUCAUCAAGAAUAAGACUGCCUACUUCAAUCAGAGUAUGAUGGAGGUCUCUGUUUUGGACCUGCUCAACAGCAGAUACGACAAAAAUGAUGACCACCAUCUACUCCGGCUGAAGGAUACCUUUAUCCACAGACAGCAUCUCUGUUUGACUUUUGAGCUGCUCAGUGUUAACCUUUACGAACUCAUCAAACAAAACCAAUUCCGAGGGUUAAGCACAACGUUGGUACGGGUGUUUGCCCAACAAUUGCUGAAUGCAUUGAGUCUUUUGAACAAGGCGCACUUGAUCCACUGUGACUUGAAACCGGAGAACAUCCUCCUGAAAAACCUAGAGAGCCCCAUAAUCAAAGUCAUUGAUUUUGGAUCUGCUUGCGACGAACGGCAAACGGUUUACACAUAUAUACAGUCGCGAUUCUACCGUUCUCCCGAGGUUUUACUUGGCUUGCCGUACUCUUCUGCGAUCGAUAUGUGGUCAUUGGGCUGCAUUGUUGUCGAGCUCUUCCUUGGUCUACCGUUGUUUCCUGGAUCUUCCGAAUACAAUCAGGUGUGCCGUAUUGUGGACAUGAUGGGCUUGCCUCCUUCCUGGAUGCUGGAGAUGGGCAAACAAUCCGGGGAGUUCUUCGAGAAAACCCAUGACGAAUUUGGAAGGAAAACGUAUCGUCUGAAGAGUCUGGAGCAGUAUUCUCGAGAACAUAACACGAAGGAGCAACCAAGCAAGAAGUAUUUCCAGGCUACGACGCUGGAAGAAAUAAUCCGGAGCUACCCAAUGCCACGGAAAAAUAUGAAACAGGCCGAAAUUGAGAGGGAAAUCAAUAACCGAACAGCUUUCAUCGAUUUCGUCCGAGGUUUGCUGACCAUCAAUCCGCUUGAGCGGUGGUCACCGCAACAGGCUAAAUUGCAUCCCUUUAUUACCCAGCAGAAGUUUACAGGACCCUUUGUGCCGCCAAUGAAUCUGAAAUACUCGGCGCUCAGCAAACCGGUCGCCCCUGGAAUCCAGCAACAACAACAGGCGGAAGCGACAAGUAAGCAGAGGGCGGCCCAGGCGGCCCAGGCACAAACCGCGGCGCAGAAUGCGUACUCGAUGCAGAUGAAUCAGUUCCACCCGCCUGCUCAUGCACAACCGCCGCCUCCUAUGUACAACGGCAUGUUUACAGGUCACCAGCAGGGUGCUCCCCCACCAUACCCAACUCAGCCUCCCGGGUACGGCCACCAGAUGAACAUGAUGCCGGGCCAAGUGCCCCAGGCUCAAUACGCGCCGUCUCAAAGUCUGUAUGCGCAGGCAACUACGAGGGCCGGUCGCCAACGUGCUUCGACAAUGGACCCACAAGGAGGAGGAAUUCCGCCUACUAUUCAGCGAGUCGCCAGCCAUCUGGAUCCUAACGCACCCAUUCGGUUGCAACCCAGUCCCGCGUAUUAUCCUCCGCCUCCUGAGGGGUACGCUGACCCUAACGCUGCUAACCAGCGUCGUCGGGGAAGCCGUGCGGGUGGCACCCGUAACCGGGAUUUCAUUCGGACCCUCGAGGACGGCGUGUUAGGUGACGGCUACGCCGCGCCCAACCAAUGGCAUUGA
Messenger RNA from Aspergillus affinis, 2682 nucleotides. Its product is annotated as putative protein kinase Yak1. The transcript is spliced from 8 exons. The coding region runs from base 1 to 2682 and encodes 893 amino acids. Gene Ontology annotation, biological process: peptidyl-threonine phosphorylation; peptidyl-serine phosphorylation. Gene Ontology annotation, molecular function: protein serine/threonine kinase activity; ATP binding; protein tyrosine kinase activity. Lineage: Eukaryota; Fungi; Ascomycota; Eurotiomycetes; Eurotiales; Aspergillaceae. The record is from RefSeq and is a predicted model, not a curated record. Gene Ontology annotation, cellular component: cytoplasm; nucleus.